AUGAGCACAAAUAGUUUAAACGAUUCGUACAAUCCAUCCUCCACCAAAGAGAAGGACAUUGUUGUUCAGAGUGAAGCUCUAGCUGAUGUUGCCAUAGAGACUGCUUUCGAGACCGAUGGAUAUAAAAAGAUCUUUCAAGAACAUCCAGUUCCUCGUUGGACAAAGCUGAGAUUAAGUAUUUAUUUUACUUGUCUUGUUAUCUAUUUAGUAUCUACUACAAAUGGUUAUGAUGGUUCGUUGCUCUCAUCUUUAAUCACUAUGCCUGAAUUCAUCUCUCAUUUGAAUAUUAAAUCAGCUUCUGGCACUGGCAUCGUUUUUGCAAUCUUUCAGGUAGGUCAAAUGGUUGCAACUCUUUUCGUUUGGUUAGGAGAUUUCAUUGGAAGAAGAAAUGCAAUUUUCAUUGGUUCUGUUAUUGUUUGCUUAGGAGCAAUCAUUACUUCGAUAGCCAACAAUACUUCUACAUUUAUUGGUGGUAGAUUCUUGCUUUCAUUUGGUUCUGGAAUAUCAUGUGCUUUGAGCACUACCUACUUAUUGGAAAUCACUUCACCUGAUGAGAGAUCAGCUUUAUGUGCCAUAUACAACAGUUUGUAUUAUAUCGGUUCUAUAAUUGCAACUUGGUCCUCAUAUGCAACUAGUAUCAGUUAUGCCAACUCAGUUCUUUCCUUCAGAAUUCCACUUUGGUUACAAAUUUUGUGUCCAGCACUUGUUGUUAUUGGUCUUCUCGUUGGUGUUGCCCCAGAGUCUCCUCGGUUUUAUUAUUUAACUGGCCAACCUGACAAAGCUAGAGCCUUCUUUUGCAAAUACCAUGCAAAUGGAGAUGAAAAACAUCCAAUUGUUGAGUACGAAAUGGCCCAGCUAGAAUUGUCUUUGCUCGAAGUUCCAAAACUUAGAGUUCGUGACUACUUCGAUGCUAGAAUUCUUUUCAAAACGAAGUCUCGUAUAUACAGAAGUUUGGUUUGCAUCGCUCACUCUGCAUUUGGUCAAUUAUCAGGUAAUGCAGUUGUUGGCUACUACAUCACCAACAUCUUUUUGGAGUUAGGAAUAACCAAUCCUACGACUCGUUUGUUGUUGAAUGGGGUAAAUUCUAUUCUUGGUUUCAUUUUUGCUAUGUCUGGUUCUAUUUUGGUUGGAAGAAUUGGAAGAAGACCAAUUCUUUUAUAUUCGACUACUGGUUUCGUCAUUAGUUUUACUAUUAUUGCUGCCUGUAUUGCUGCCUACACAAAUAAUAACAACCAGGUUGCGGCCAAGGUUGGUAUUGCCUUCAUCUACAUUUUCAAUAACGUCUUCUUUUCCUUUGGUUACACCCCAUUACAACCCUUAUAUCCUGCAGAAAUAUUGAGUAGUGAAAUGAGAGCUAAAGGUAUGGCACUCUUCCAAAUUACUCAGGGUACUGCCAGUUUCAUCAACACUUACGCAGCACCUGUGGCAAUGCAGAAUAUCAAGUAUUGGUACUACGUCUUUUUCGUCUUUUGGGAUACCUUCGAGGUAAUAAUUAUCUACUUGUAUUUCGUGGAGACCAAGAACUUGACUUUGGAAGAGAUUGAAUUGAUCUUUGAGUCUGCCACACCUGUCAAGACUAGUAUGAUAAUUUCCAAGCCAGGACACGCAGCCAAUGAAGAGAAGCUCAGGCUUGCUAAUCUUAAGCUCGGUAAGAAUUAUGUUGCCUAA
Molecule: messenger RNA, 1668 nt
Organism: Scheffersomyces stipitis CBS 6054
Lineage: Eukaryota; Fungi; Ascomycota; Pichiomycetes; Serinales; Debaryomycetaceae
Gene: LAC2
Product: Lactose Permease
Exons: 1
Coding region: 1-1668 (555 amino acids)
Biological process (GO): carbohydrate transport; transmembrane transport
Cellular component (GO): membrane
Molecular function (GO): carbohydrate:proton symporter activity
Source: RefSeq, a predicted model, not a curated record